AUGAAUUUCUUUUCGACUAUUUUGCGCAAUGGUCACACGGCUCGCAACGAUGACGUUCUGGCCUGCACGGCAUCGCCUUCUGGUGAGAAAGAGAACUAUCAGAGUGUGGACAAAGAGGGGAAAAUUCGAAUAACCGAACAAGCGCAACGAUUCGCGAUUGCGUACAGUAGGGCGCAAGAGAGUAUCGACAAAGCAAUUCGGGAGAUUGCAUCGACGACGAUGAAAGACCCGACGGACGAGCCAAGGUGGCCACUGGCGAUACGAUUAGGAUCGUACGAAAUUUCUACUUGGUACAGUGCUCCGUAUCCUCAGGAAUACGCUCAUGUUCCCAUUUUGCAUAUUUGUGAAUUCUGUUUAAAAUAUAUGAAAACAGAAGCGAUUCUAGCACAGCACAUGAAAAAAUGCGAAUGGCGCCAUCCACCUGGUAAUGAGAUCUAUCGCAAUAAUAAUGUUUCCGUAUUUGAAGUAGAUGGUAACGUCUCAAGGAAAAGUAUAGUCAACAAAAGUUUAACCUUUCCUGCAUUGUCACGCUGCCAUGUUAUCAAAAAACAGGGAUUUGGUCGUUUUCUGAUAGAUUUUAAUCUCGCUAAAGGCACUGGCAUAGCAGUUCACGAUAUCGUUGAGGUUUUCGAUGCGUUGAGAUGGUUUCAGAAGCAAAACGGCAGUGUUGGGUUGGUGUUCAACUGGACGAUGAUUGAUGCACAUUGGAAAAAAGCGAAAAAUGACAAGACAAGAAUUUGGUUGAACGA
Cooperia oncophora is the source of this 749-nucleotide messenger RNA. The record is from the annotation of a GenBank genome assembly. NCBI's taxonomy places the organism in Eukaryota, Metazoa, Nematoda, Chromadorea, Rhabditida, Trichostrongylidae.